CGAACCAGAAUAAGGGUUGCAGUGAAAAUGCCCCUAAAUUUUAAUGUGGACAUUGAAAUUAACCCUAGUGGGCUAGAGGAAGAAGAAGGUCUUUGGUCAAUGCAUUAUCGAGGAGUCCUGAAAUUGUUUGCGAAUUAACCUUGAAUUCGCUCUGUAGUCGCUUAGCUCGCGAGCUUGAACCCAAACUCACUUCCUCCUGGACGAAUUAGGUAUCGUAGUUUUGAUGCAACACUUGAUGCGACAAACUUGAUAUUUCUCCCAAGGAUUUGUAGAAAUGCGCUGAGGAUUUCACCGACGUAUAAAUGUAUUUGCUUUUCAGAAGCUUCAGGGAUUACAAGCGGGAAACGAUGUGUUGAGAUGGGGUAUGGCACCUCCCCGAGCCACUGAUCCUGGUUGGGCACAUGGUAUAAUGGUGAAUGGAGGUCGGCAAAAGAUUAAGUGUAAAUACUGUCACAAAGUUAUUCUUGGUGGUGGAAUUUCAAGACUAAAGCAACAUUUAGCUGGGGAAAGGGGGAAUGUUGCUCCAUGUGAAGAAGUACCUGAGGAGGUUAAAGUGGAAAUCCAACAACAUUUAGGUUUUAAAGUUUUGGAAAAGCUAAAGCGGCAGAAAGGAAUUAAGAGUGGCAAAAGCUCAGCUUCCCACUUUCAGAAUAGAGAAGAAGAUGUUGAUGGUGUGCAGCAGAACCUUAAGACAGCUUCCAUUCGAGGCACUCAUGGGAUGAGAAGGGGAAAAGAGGUUUCUGAAGGAAUCUCAAGUAGUGCAAAGAGACAGAAGAAACAAAAUUGUCUAACUGCUGUGCCUAUUGCUCAGCCUCAUGUAAACCAGAAUUUCACAUCCCAAGAGAGCAUAGAUCGUGCAGAUAUGGCGGUUGCAAGAUUUAUUUAUGAUGCUGGUGUAUCAUUUAGUGUAGCUAAUUCAUAUUAUUUCCAACAAAUGGCUGAUGCCAUUGCCGCUGUAGGCCCUGGUUAUAAGAUGCCAUCUUACCAGUCUUUGAGGGGAAACUUAUUGAGAAGAAGUGUUCAAGAUGCAGGGGAACUAUGUGAAGAACUUAGAAAAUCUUGGGAGUUGACUGGGUGUACAGUCAUGGUUGAUAGAUGGAAAGAUGGUACUGGUCGUACAGUUAUAAAUUUUUUUGCUUACUGUCCAAAGGGUACUGCAUUCCUCAAAUCUGUCGAUGCAUCAGACAUUACGAAAUCUUCUGAGGAACUUUUCAAUUUAUUUGACAGCAUUGUUCAGGAGGUAGGGCAUAAAAAUAUUGUCAACUUUGUGACGGAUACUGCACCCAGUUACAAAGCAGCCGGAAAACUCUUGAUGAACAAGUACAAAACCUUUUUCUGGAGUGCCUGUGGAGUACAUUGUAUUGAUUUAAUGCUUGAAUACAUUGGAAAACUGGAUGAAAUGAAGGAUGUACAUGAAAAGGCCAAACAAGUAACUCAGUUCAUAUAUAACCAUACUUGGGUCCUGAAUUUGAUGAAGAGUAAAUCAGGUGGAAGAGAUAUUAUUCAGCUUGCUACAACAAGGUAUGCAUCCAACUUCUUGACGCUGCAAAGUAUUGCAUCUUUAAAGGAUGCUCUCCAUCAGAUGUUUACCUGUUCCACUUGGAUGCAGUCAAGCUAUUCUAAGCAAAAGGCGGGGCUUGAGGUGGCAGAGAUUGUAGUGGACCCACUUUUCUGGUCAUUGUGCAACAGAGCUCUGAAGGUCACAAAACCCCUGCUUAAUGUUUUGAACCUUUUUGACUCUGAAGAGAGACCAUCUAUGGGAUAUAUUUAUGAUGCUGUGGAAAAAGCGAAGAAAAGCAUCAUUUUGACUUUUAACAAUAAGGAGUCUGAUUACUUACCAUAUUUGAAGGUUAUUGAUCGUAUCUGGCAAGAGGAAUUCCAUAGUCCACUUCAUGCUGCUGCUUGUUUUCUUAACCCAUCCAUCUUCUAUAAUCCUAGCUUUACCACUAACAAGGUCAUUCAGAAGGGUUUACUUGACUGCAUUGAGACCUUGGAGCCCAACUUAACUGCCCAGGUUAUGAUUACAAGCCACAUAAAUUUCUAUGAGAAUGCUGUAGGGGAUUUUAGUCGACCUGUGGCACUACGUGGCCGAGAGUCAUUGCCCCCAGCUACUUGGUGGUCACUAUAUGCAGCUGAUUAUCCUGAUCUUCAACGGUUGGCUGUUAGGGUUCUAAGUCAAACCUGCAGCAUUGUCCAGUGUGAAAGAAAUUGGAGCAUGUUUGAACGCAUCCAUUUGAAGAGGAGGAACCGCUUGGAGCACCAGAGGCUGAAUGAUCUCAUAUUUGUGCACUAUAACUUGCAUCUUGAGGAGAGGCGAUCAGAAUCAAGUAGGGCCAGGCGUUUGAGAGGUUCAAAUGACCCAAUAUGCAUAGAAGCCAUAAAUGCCAAUGUGGGAGAUUGGGUGGAGGAUGGAGGAGCCGUUGAAGGUGAGGACCUUAGCUGGAUGGAUGUAACUGUGCCAUCUGAUAGGACUUCUGUGAGUUCCAAAUUGCAGGACACCAAUGAUUGUAAUUAUAGUGCAGAUGAUAGGGGCAGUGAUUACAUUAAAGGCAUAGAUGGAAGUGAUGAUUUAUAGUAUGCUAUAAAAUUAUAUUUUUAUCAGUGCAAA
Molecule: messenger RNA, 2608 nt
Organism: Malania oleifera
Lineage: Eukaryota; Viridiplantae; Streptophyta; Magnoliopsida; Santalales; Ximeniaceae
Exons: 4
Coding region: 365-2575 (736 amino acids)
Molecular function (GO): DNA binding; protein dimerization activity
Source: RefSeq, a predicted model, not a curated record